Messenger RNA from Oppia nitens, 657 nucleotides. RefSeq lists its product as uncharacterized. The record is from RefSeq and is a predicted model, not a curated record. The transcript is spliced from 3 exons. Bases 43 to 657 code for a protein of 204 amino acids. Lineage: Eukaryota; Metazoa; Arthropoda; Arachnida; Sarcoptiformes; Oppiidae.
GAGAUUUACCACACAUUUUGUUGUAAUAUAACAACAACAACAAUGUUUACUAAUAAUAUUUUUAAUUUAAUUAUAUUAUUAGUGAUAUUACUAUUGACAUCAAAUCAAAUUAGUCAUUAUUGGUGUCAAGAUAUUAUACAUUUGGCGACUACCGAAACAACAGUAUCACAACUGGACAGUCAAAGUCAGGCAACGGUUACACUUAUUUAUCAAACAUUACAACAAAAUCAAUGUUACAAACAAACAAUUUCUGAUAUAAAAAAUUGUACCAAAAGUAAGGCUAGUGAUAAUGAUUUUGAAUUAUAUCAUAAUAAUCGCAUAUUUCAAUGCUGUCAAUUGGCAAUUGAAUUUGAUUGUUCACUGUUAACUGCAAAGACUAAAUGUAACACAAUCUUGGAAAGUACUCUGAAACUAGCCAUUGAUAAUAUGAAAUAUCAGUUAAAUAACGAUAAUAAUGCAUUAUGUAAGGGUAAUCCUAUUGAAACUGGCCGAAAGUGGUCAUUUAAUAACAUCAGGUGCUCUGGUAGUAGUUUUACAUCAGGCCUACCAAAUACUGUAAAUAUCACUAUUUUGCUUAUUAUAGUUGCAAUGGUAAAUAAUUAUGUUUUUAUACUACAUUAUAUCGAAAUUUAUAUUGGUAAGUUAGGUACACUAUGA